GGGAUUUAUCUUGCAUCUGCCGUUGCCCUAUACUUCACCCGCCUUUGGCUAUUCUGUCUGUGGACCUUCAAGCAGUCAAUCAAAGGGUUUUGUCUCUCUACCUCGCUUUUCUCUCUCUAAAAAUCUCUCUUCCCUCACUUCGAUCAUCAAUGGCUGACAAGACUGAGUUCGUUCCUCGCCCUAAUCUGAUCCCCAAAGAUGUUCAAGGACCUGAUGAUUCCAUUCCACUUUCACCACAGUGGCUUCUGCCAAAACCUGGGGAGAAUAAAACUGGAGUGGUUACUGGGGAGAACCAUUUUAGUUCAGUUCCAGCUCACACCAGUCGUUCAGAUAUUACGAAAUUACCUGGAGGCGGAGAGGAUUUGAAUGCUAACCAGAACAAGAAAGAUGUUUUCCGUCCAUCCAUACGCGAUGUGGAAUCUGGUCGUCGUGAUCGCUGGCGUGAUGAAGAAAGGGACACAAAUUCCUCUGUCCGCAAAGACCGAUGGAAGGACGAGGAAAGAGAGCACAGUAAUAACCGCUGGGCAGACCGAUGGACUGAUUCAUCUGGGAAACAAUAUGGGGAAGUACGUCGUGCCCCAGGAGAGCGAUGGACUGAUUCAACAAAUAGAGACAGUCAUGACCAACGUAGGGAGAGCAAAUGGAACACUCGAUGGGGGCCUGAUAACAAAGAGGCUGAUGCUGUGCGUGAUAAGUGGGGGGACUCCAUUAAAGAGACUGACUUACAUCUCGACAAAGGGUCCUCCCAACCUCAUCAUUUGAAGGAUGAGAGGGAUGGGGAUCAUUAUCGACCAUGGAGAUCAACUUCUUCUUACAGCCGAGGUAGAGCCGAUCCCCAUCACCAAGCUGCAACCCCAAACAAACAGGUUCCAACAUUUUCACAUGGCCGUGGACGUACAGAAAAUCCUGCACCGUCCUUUUCUCUUGGAAAGGGUAGGUCUAGCUUUACAGGUAGCUCUGUCACCCACAUGACUGUUAACUUGCAAUCACGUGGGCCUAUCUUAGAAAAAGGUGAUAUUGGUGAUGGAGAGCCCCAUACUCUAAAAUAUAGCAGGACAAAAUUGAUUGAUAUAUACAGGACAACUGAUAUGAGGUCAUGCACAAAGUUCUUAGAGGGUGUUAUUCAAGUGCCUUCUCUCACAGAUGAAGAAUCUGUAGAACCUCUGGCAUUUUGUGCACCUGCAUCUGAAGAAUUGGUUAUCCUAAAGGGAAUUGAAAGAGGAGAAAUCCUGAGCAGUGGUGCUCCACAGAUCAGUAAAGAUGGAUCUGCUGGCCGUACGACUACUGACUUUGGGCAGUAUAGACGAAGCAAACUUGCAGGCAGCAGAGAUGAUUUGCCAGCAGAAGAUUCUAAACAUGAGAUGGACUAUGCCAGAGGUGGAUAUUCAAAUCAUUCAGAAAGCUUGUCCCAUGAGAAGCAGAUUAAUUCUUGGCCUAAUGCAAAUGUUGAGACAGCACAGGACUAUCAGGCCUUUUCUGAGCACAAAUUGAAUUCUGGAGCUGUGAAAGAAAAUAUUGGCAAUCAUAGGAAGAACAAUGAUGUUUCUGCCACUAGGGAAUCCAGUGCGCCAGGUUAUGCUGGUUUGUGGAAAUCUUCAUCGUCUGCAGACCACUCCAAUUCUAUCCCUCAUGAUUGGAGAGAGCUAGCUGCUGAGGUUCAGAAAGAUUUUAACUGGGAAAACAGUUUGAUGGAUCCACUGACCACCAGGAAAGAAGGACCUACAUGGCAGAUGGGUGAUCAUCAAAUUAUGAGAACGCAACCAUCUGCUGUGUUGGACAGGGAGAUGGAACCACAUAAAACUUCUCAGCCAUCUCCUGAAGACCUAGUUCUGUACUAUAAAGAUCCGCAGGGUGAAAUUCAAGGUCCUUUUUCUGGGAGUGAUAUCAUUUCAUGGUUUGAGGCUGGGUAUUUUGGCAUAGAAUUGCAAGUUCGGUUGGCUGGUGCACCAGCUGAUUGCCCAUUCUCUUUUCUUGGUGAUGUGAUGCCCCACUUGCGUGCCAAAGCUCGACCGCCUCCGGGAUUUAGUUCACCCAAACCAAAUGAAAUCCAAGAUGCUUCUGGUAUGUUGAACUAUGGGAGUUUUGCAAAGCUUCAUGCUGUCUCAAACGAGCCUGAUGUGUUGAAAACUGGUUCAAAUUAUAAACAUGGUUCAACAACAGAGGCAGAAAACAGGUUUCUGGAGUCAUUGAUGGCUAGCGGUAUUCAGGGAUACAGUGGAAAUAAUUCUGGUGCACUUCCUCCUUUGGGCUCUAACAGUGGGGAUGACCCAUAUUUAUUAGCCAAAAAGAUGAUGCUGGAGAGGCAGAAAUCUUUGCCAAAUCCUUAUUCAAUUUGGCCUGGGAGAGAUGCAGGCCCCUCUGGUGCGAAGACAGAUUUGCUGAAUGACAUCUCACUGGCACACGCAAAGCUGCUAUCUUCUAUUGCGGACAGUGCUCGUGGACAAAACCAUUCUCAGAAUCUCGACUUGAUGUCCGUCCUUCAAGCCUUACCUGAAAGAGCUACCUCCACUGGCAACAAUGCUAUGAGUGGUUGGUUGAAUUUCCCCUUCCACGGAGGGUUUGACCAUCAGGAUAAGCUGGACAUUCACUCUCAAAACUUUCCUCCACAAUCAGGAAUUGGGAUACAACAGCAAAGGGUACACCCACUUAAUCCAUCUGCAACUAAUCCAUUGGCCCAAUCUAUGGAUAAUAAAUCCAACAUAAUAACCCCAGAAAACCUACUCGUAUCUGGUCUAACCCAAGAUCCACCACUGAGUUUGCUGCAACAGCAGUACAUGUUGCAGCUCCAGUCUCAGCCUCCAGUUGCACCGCAGCAGCUCUCACUUUUGGAUAAACUGUUGCUGCUUAAGCAGCAGCAGAAGCAGGAAGAGCAGCAGCAGUUAAUGCGACAACAACAGCAAUUGCUUUCAGAUGUGCUCUCUGAUCAUCAUCCCAAUCAGCGAUUAGGCGACCAAUCAUAUCUGCAAUUGCAAACUGGUGGUUUUGCAGCUGGAAAUCCUAGUAUAGGUCAUUCUUGGUUUCAGCAACCACUUGAGUCGCUUCAGAGGGAUGCACAGUUACAAUCCCUGAAUUUACGAGAUGAAAAUGCAAGCGCUUCUAAUAUCAUUUUACCUGUUUCAUCAGCCAGUGUUUCUCAGGAUAUAAACCCAAAUGUUGCUCCGGAAACUUCACCGCAUCUGCCACAUCAACCUUCUGGUAAUGUUGAGCAGAGGAUCUGGGAUGGCCUUCUGCCUGAUCAAAUUGUUAGCAAGCAGCAAAAAGGCUCUUCUGCACCUACUGGUUUGGAGAGAAUACCUGUUCCUGAAAUGGCAAGCAAGGAUUCUUUGGAACAGACAACAUAUGAUGAUGAAACUGUUGGAAUUGCAACCUCUGGUGUCGCUUCAAAUUUUCCACCUGUGGAACAUGUAGCAGAAUCAGUUUCCAAGCAAUUGACAGCUGCUUUUGAGAACAAGCUACUGAUCCAUGAAAAUGUAAAAUUAACAGAGAUUUCAGCCAGAGCAUCUGAAGAACCACAAGUUGUAGGGGACCAACUUGUUGGUGAGUCUUCUCCUGCAGAGGAAAUGAAAAUUCCCGAAGCACAGGAAGCAAAAAAACCGUCAGAAAAGAGGUCGAAAAAGCAGAAAGCUUCAAAGGUUUUGACUGACUCCGAAAGAGUUGUAUCUGAGCCACAACAGCCAAAGUCAGAAUUUGAAGGAACAAACUCAGCUAAUACAAAAUCCGAGGCAGUAAUAGUUCAUGGAAAUUCACUUGAAGCAUCUGUGUCCAAAAAGGAGAAGAGGAAGACUAGCAAAGUUGCUGACGCUGAUGCGGAUGUUCUACCAGGCAACAAACCAGUGCCUGCCCUCAUGUCUGCUGAUCAAAGCGUGAAAACUGAGAACAAGGAUCAGCCGGGACAAGUUGUUGGUUCAGAGCAAAAUCAUGCUGGGCAACGAGCAUGGAAACCUGCUCCUGGUUUCAAGCCAAAAUCAUUAUUAGAAAUACAACAGGAAGAGCAGAAGAGAGCACUGGAAGAAACAACAGUUCUGGAGAUCUCAACAUCUCUGGGCUCUAUGAACACCUCUGCUCCUUGGGCUGGGGUAGUUUUGAAUUCCGAUGAUAAGGUGCUUAACCAAACUCAUCAUGAUGCCAGCACUGAGUUAAAUUUUGAAAUAUCAGAGAGUUCCACAAUGCAGAAGAGCAAGAAGAGCCAAGUAGAAGAUCUGUUUUGGGAUGAUGUUGCCAAGUCAGGUGAGAGAGAGAUGCCAGUUUCUCAUAGUGCAGCUGGGGUACCUUCUAAAUCUAUUAUUGGUUCUCAAAUGGAUUCUGCUGCUGCUGAUGACUUUAUUGAGGCCAAGGAUACUAAAAAGAGUCGUAAAAAGUCUUCUAGAGUUAAGAGUGCAGGAGCUAAGGUUACUCCUGUAGCUUCAGUUGAUGUGUCUGUUGGAUCAAAUCCCACUGAAAAGGGAAAAAACACUCGCAAAGUACAGCUGGAGAAGGAAGUCUUGCCUGCAGUGCCAUCUGGCCCAUCCUUGGGAGAUUUUGUUGUCUGGAAGGAGGAGUCCGCAAGUCCAUCCCCUGCCCCCGCUUGGUCUACUGACUCAGGGAAGCAUCAUAAGGCUGCGUCAUUGAGGGAUAUCCUUAAGGAACAGGAAAGGAAGGUGCCAUCUACACCAGCAGUUCUGGUGCCAACUCCUCAGAAGCCUGCAGCUAAUCAACCUACCCGUGGAAGUGGUCCUUCAUGGUCAUUCUCUUCAUCAUCUCCUGCAAAGGCUGCAUCCCAUGCACAGAUCAAUGAAGCAUCUUCUCGUGUAAAACAUAAAGUUGAAGAUGAUCUGUUCUGGGGGCCGUUGGAGCAAGGGAAGCCAGAGGCUAAACAGUCAGAUUUUCCUCAACUAGGAAAACAGGGCAGCUGGGGAAGGCAAACGCCCCCUGCGAAAGGAACUCUUGGAGGGUCAUUGAACAGGCAGAAGUCUGUUGGUGGCAGGCCUGCAGAGUAUUCUUUUUCUUCAUCUGCUUCCUCUGCGCAGCCUGCCCUGAAAGAGAAGAAGAAUGCCUUAACUAAGCAUUCAGAGGCUAUGGACUUCAAGGAAUGGUGUGAGAGUGAGUGCCUCAGACUUGUAGGGUCAAAAGACACAAGUUUCUUGGAAUUUUGUUUAAAGCAAUCAAGAACAGAGGCUGAAUUGCUUCUGAUAGAGAAUCUCGGUUCCUUUGAUCCUGAUCAUGAGUUCAUUGACAAGUUUCUAAAUUACAAAGAUUUCUUGCCGGCAGAUGUUCUUGAAAUUGCCUUCAAAAAUCGGAAUGAUCAAAAGGCCACCGCCUCAGGAGUGGGAGACAUGACUUCCGGCUUUGUUGAUGUUUCAGGCUCUGAUAUGGGUACUGGUGCAGCAACUGAUGGCACCCCAAAAGGAGGAGGAAAGAAGAAGGGGAAAAAAGGAAAAAAAGUCAGUCCAGCUGUUUUAGGAUUUAGUGUAGUUAGCAACCGGAUUAUGAUGGGGGAGAUUCAGACGGUUGAAGAUUAAGCCGUCACAAGGAAAUUGUAAAUACAUUUAUGUUGCAACGGACUGUAAAUGUUUUUCUUUGAGGGAGGAUUUUUAGGCCGUAAUUAUAGAGCAACUGCAGCAGCUAAUAUGCCUGCUCAAGCAAUUUUGUCAAGUUAUCAACUGUAGGUUUAUUUUACUGAUUGUAAGUGAUCAGGCUUUAAUGAAAGGAUUAGCUAGUUCUUUAUA
This is a messenger RNA of Sesamum indicum (sesame), 5705 nucleotides long. Its product is annotated as protein ESSENTIAL FOR POTEXVIRUS ACCUMULATION 1. Lineage: Eukaryota; Viridiplantae; Streptophyta; Magnoliopsida; Lamiales; Pedaliaceae. Gene Ontology annotation, molecular function: protein binding. The record is from RefSeq and is a predicted model, not a curated record.